AUGACAACAAUUUUUAGAGGUUUUCAUGGAAAUUGUGCUUUAUUGGUAAUUUUAUUAAUAAUUUUUCUUCAGAAUGCAUCAACACUACAUAGAACUUUGCGACAUUAUGAAGUACUUCGCAGUGAAGACUGUAGACACAAAAUUGUUAAGCGCGGAAUUAAACAGAGCUCACACCCCUAUAACGUGAUCAAGGAGGUAGAGUUCAAGACUUUGGGUAAAAAUUUUCGACUUAUACUACACCCGCAUCGUGAAGUAUUACAUAGCAAAUUUAAAGCAUAUAAUGUAGACGGCGACGGUAACGAGACAGUGGUGCAUUUAGAUCAUGAUAGCUUUUUUACCGGGCGAGUAUUUGGUGAAUUAGAAUCAUCCGUAAGAGCGCACAUAGAUGAUGGUUUAAUGACAAUGUCCAUACAUCUGCCGGACGAAACAUAUCACAUUGAGCCAUCGUGGAGACACUUACCACGUUCGGCAGAGAAGACGAUGGUAGCGUAUAGAGUUUCUGAUGUGAAGUUAAAUUGGAAUAAGCAUGGGAAUGGUGGGCAAAUGCCUUGUGGAUAUAUUAAAGAAGGUUUAGAAUUGGAAACUGUUGAUAUGGCAGAUGAUAAUAUGGAUGGCCAUCUACAUCAUGAGAAUGAUAUUACGAAAUCUCGUAGAAAGCGACAGGCGGAUCAGUAUGAAUACACACCUACAAAAACUCGUUGCCCACUUUUGCUUGUGGCUGAUUAUCGUUUUUUUCAAGAGAUGGGAGGAGGGAAUACCAAGACAACAAUAAAUUACUUGAUAAGUCUGAUAGAUCGGGUCCACAAAAUAUACAACGAUACUGUAUGGCAGGAUCGAACUGAUCAGGAAGGCUUUAAAGGUAUGGGGUUUGUGAUAAAGAAAAUAGUUGUUCAUUCUGAACCGACGCGGCUGCGAGGCGGAGAAGCUCAUUACAAUAUGAUUCGUGAAAAGUGGGAUGUGCGCAAUCUACUGGAGGUGUUUUCAAGGGAAUAUAGCCAUAAAGAUUUUUGUUUAGCACAUCUUUUUACUGAUCUAAAAUUUGAAGGCGGUAUUCUGGGCUUGGCAUAUGUGGGUUCUCCUCGCCGUAAUUCCGUUGGUGGAAUUUGUACACCAGAGUAUUUCAAAAAUGGCUACACCCUGUAUUUGAACUCGGGACUAAGUAGCUCCCGAAAUCACUAUGGGCAGAGAGUUAUAACCCGUGAAGCCGAUUUAGUGACGGCACAUGAGUUUGGUCAUAAUUGGGGGUCUGAGCACGACCCAGAUAUACCAGAAUGCUCACCAAGUGCCUCACAGGGUGGAAGUUUUCUCAUGUAUACAUAUUCUGUCAGCGGAUAUGAUGUUAAUAAUAAGAAAUUCUCACCGUGCUCUCUACGUUCGAUACGCAAAGUUUUGCAAGCAAAGUCGGGACGAUGUUUCUCGGAACCCGAAGAAUCAUUCUGCGGUAAUUUGCGGGUUGAAGGCGAUGAACAGUGCGACGCGGGUUUGCUCGGUACCGAAGACAAUGACGCUUGCUGUGAUAAGAACUGCAAAUUGCGUCGAAACCAGGGAGCAGUGUGUAGCGAUAAAAAUUCACCUUGCUGCCAAAACUGCCAAUUCAUGCCGGCAGGAAUGAACUGUCGGGACGCCCAGUACGCAACCUGUGAGCAGGAGGCACGCUGUUCGGGUACUCAUGCCGAAUGUCCGAAAUCUCCGCCAAUGGCUGACGGAACAAUAUGCCAAGAGCGAGGUCAAUGCAGAAACGGUAAAUGCAUACCAUUUUGUGAGACUCAAGGCUUGCAGAGCUGUAUGUGCGACAUCAUACAAGAUGCUUGCAAACGUUGCUGCCGUAUGAGCAUAAACGAAACCUGUUUUCCAGUGGAGCCUGCCGAUAUGUUACCCGAUGGUACUCCAUGCAUUCAAGGAUUCUGCAACAAGGGUGUGUGUGAAAAAACGAUUCAAGAUGUUGUAGAACGCUUUUGGGAUAUCAUCGAAGAGAUAAAUAUCAAUCGCGUUUUACGUUUUUUAAAAGACAAUAUUGUCAUGGCCGUCGUAGUUAUCACUUCAAUAUUUUGGAUUCCAGUCAGUUGUGUAAUUUCAUACUUUGACCGCAAAAAACUACGUCACGAAAUGAAACAGUUGGAAUGGAGUAGUAAACUUGAUUUAAUUCAUCCCAGCGAUCGCCGACGAGUUAUACACAUCAGGUGCGUGUGCGCGCGCGCGGGUGCACCCCGGUCAGCAUGCGAAAGCAAUUAACACAUAGUGCCGCGUCAAAAAAUAUCUGUAUCGCGAAUGUAACAAGUGUUGCUAUAAAAUGAAGCGGAUAAACGGGUGCAUACGAAUUACUUAAUUUAUAUACAGGAGAUCAGAUGAAACGCACACAGCUUUUUCAAUGUACAUGCCAAAAUCAUAUGUAUAUUUAUGCAGCCGUGACUGAAAGUAUUUCGACUCUGGAUAACAUUGUACCAUAUGUUGCAUCCUGUUUAUACUGUCAUGUCUAAUCUUUGGUCAAUCGGUUGUUUAAAAUUUAUUUAAUUUCUGUAAUAUCCUCUCGAAAUAAUAAUCAAGAAACGGUAGCAAAAUUGCCUUAACCUUUACAAUCCUGCCGUAAAAUCAUGGAGUGAAAACGCCUGAGUAUAAACACUUUUAGUCAAGGAUGCGUUUUGUAAAUACACAUGUAAUUGUACAUACCCAUACGCUGUAUGUAUACACACAAUCAAAUUUUGUAAAUCACGUUCAAUAAUGAAAAUCGAUUUCUUUUAGACUUAA
Bactrocera tryoni is the source of this 2745-nucleotide messenger RNA. It is a transcript of the gene Tace, whose product is annotated as ADAM 17-like protease. Gene Ontology annotation, molecular function: metalloendopeptidase activity. The coding region runs from base 1 to 2232 and encodes 743 amino acids. The record is from RefSeq and is a predicted model, not a curated record. NCBI's taxonomy places the organism in Eukaryota, Metazoa, Arthropoda, Insecta, Diptera, Tephritidae. Gene Ontology annotation, cellular component: plasma membrane. The transcript is spliced from 13 exons. Gene Ontology annotation, biological process: Notch signaling pathway; membrane protein ectodomain proteolysis.